Ilex paraguariensis (yerba mate) is the source of this 696-nucleotide messenger RNA. The record is from the annotation of a GenBank genome assembly. Lineage: Eukaryota; Viridiplantae; Streptophyta; Magnoliopsida; Aquifoliales; Aquifoliaceae.
AUGGUGCAAACUUCAACAGAAGUUGCAAUUGGGGAUCUAGCUGAAGGUGCUGAUACUGCCAACAUGACUCCUGCCACUAUUCCUACUUCGGCUCCUGUUCUUGCCAUUGACUCUGCUCCUCUGGUCCCCCAAGCCAAUGUCCAUGUCGUUUCUACUAAGGUGCCCCCCAACAAUGCUGACACUCUUUCCGCCAUCUUAUUAGCUCACUUUUCUUAUUUUCUACAUCGUUGCACCAAGUGUCAAGCCUUAGGGUCGAGGCAUUCCCCCUUAGAAGAGAGCCCUCAGAAGGAAGAGUGUCCUCGGGAGGAAGAGAACCUCGGGAAAGAGGGUCCUCGGGCGAAGAGAACACUCAGGAAAAGAGUCUUCGAGGGGGAGAGAUCCCUCGAGAAAAAGAGUGUGCUUUCUUCUCCUCGCUCUUUUUUCUGUGUUGUUACUCUGAAUUUUUGUCAAAUGUGGCAUCUUGGGGGAAGGAUCUACCCCUUUGCUUCAUCUUUCUUUGGUAGGGAAAGAAAAACACUGAGGAAAUAUUUUGCCGAGGACACGUGUCGAAUUUUCAUAGGUCCUCAGGAUCUCUUGGUCCAAUAUUUCGUCUUUGCCAGAGGGCAUCUCAGGCCGAGUGUCCCAUCAUGCUCUGAGGAGACAUGUCAAUCAUCAGAGAAUAAGAGGGAUGUUGACGUCGAGGGCACGUAUGGGUAA